AGUAGGGAAACCAUGGGGGUACCACAAUUUUGAAGACCAAAUUCCAACUUUCGGCAGCCACCCCGCAGCCCUUUGGGUUUCAGCAGCACCUCAUCUGCCCCGAGCGAACCGUGUUGACGCCAUGGGCGAUCUGAACCGACCACUGAUGGAAGCUGCAGCUGCGCUGGAUCUUCCAGUGAUCCAGGAUCUGUUGAAGCGAGGUGCAGAUGCGAGAUUCAUCGACGACCCCGAAGGCGUCUGGGGCAGCCGUGCCCGGAAGGGCCCAUUGCAUGUGGCGUUGAGACAGCAGCCGCAAAGGGACAAAACCGAGGAGCUGGCCAACUGGAUCUCCGUGGUGCGCACUUUGCUGGAAGCUAAGGCAGAUGUGAACGAGGUGAGCAUCAACUCUGACUGGAGAGGCUGUGGCAGCGAAGCCAGCGCCUUUGACAUGGCCAUGCCCUUUGCAGUGGAACAUGGCGACUUCCUGGAGUUGUUCCUGCAGCACGGAGCAGAUCCCAACACCAAGCGCUACCACGAGGUGCACUCCAUGCGCACGGAUGGCCGCACAGAGAUCCCAAUCCUCCAUGAGGCCGUGAAGGUCGGGCAGCUGGAGGCAGUGCGCACCCUGCUGGACCACGGGGCUGCCGUGGAUGCAUACGCCAAGGAGCAGUGCUUCAAUGAGAGAGGAUUCAAUCGCAACGAGGAAGAAACCGCCUUGCACCUCGCCGCGAUGAACGGCGACCUGGCGAUGUGCGCCUUGCUUCUGGCGCGUGGGGCCAAUGUCAAUGCCAUUUGCAAGCGCACGGAGCAUCACGCCAACCCCGUGGAGUCCCCCACAGACGACCCGCGCAGCGAGGGCUUUGUGUCCUCGGUGAUCUGCAAGGAGGUGGAGGAAACGGCGUUGCAUGUGGCCCUGCGUUCGAAACACUCGGAGCUGGUGACGCUGCUCCGCUGCUCCGGCGCCGAUGCGAUGCCGCUGCGCAGGGAUGGGGAAAGCACCAGCUGCGUGGAGCUCUGUGGAGAUGAUGAGACUUUGAUCCAAGCCCUACAGGCGGAGUGGAGCCCGGAGAAGCACCACCUCUUCCCGGCCGAGGUCCGGGAGAGUGUAAAAACCGCGCUGCUGAUUGCCCAAAGGCAGAAAUGGCCGGUCCCCGAAACGGUCCUCUUCAAAGUCUGCGCCAUGUUCGCGGCUCCGGAAGGGUCCGGAUGACCAGCUCAAGGUAUGCCCAAGAAGCUGCAUGUACAGUUUGCAGCUGGGGCCAGGUGGCUGAAGCUAAAAAGUUAGAGCUCUUUGGAGUCACGGAUUGCAGUGGGACCAGAAA
Cladocopium goreaui is the source of this 1301-nucleotide messenger RNA. Lineage: Eukaryota; Dinophyceae; Suessiales; Symbiodiniaceae. The record is from the annotation of a GenBank genome assembly.